This is a messenger RNA of Archocentrus centrarchus (flier cichlid), 3063 nucleotides long. Its product is annotated as guanine nucleotide-binding protein subunit beta-4. The record is from RefSeq and is a predicted model, not a curated record. The transcript has 10 exons. Gene Ontology annotation, biological process: signal transduction. Gene Ontology annotation, molecular function: protein binding. Bases 413 to 1435 code for a protein of 340 amino acids. Lineage: Eukaryota; Metazoa; Chordata; Actinopteri; Cichliformes; Cichlidae.
UUCAUGGGUGUGGUGAUUAGCCUGCUUGGUGAAAAUUUUAGUCAAAUCCGACACGAGUCGCGAUCGCUGGUGGUCAUUUAAACAGAUUAAAAUUGGCUUAAAAUUAACACUGCUCCUUUUGCGAAUCUCUCACAGCUGUGGCGAUGGUUGUCGUGUGAAAACGGAUCGGUGUGACUCGGAUUGAAGGACCGACAGAGCCAAAACGCCUGUUUCAGGUGUCAGCUGGUAAAGUGUGUGUGUGAGUGUGUGUGUGUGUGUGUGGGUGUGUGUGUGUGUGUGUGUGUGUGUGUGUGUGUGUGCGCACAGGUGAGUGGGUGAGUGUGUAUGUGUGUGUGUGUGCAUGCGUGUGUGAGUGCACGCGCUUUCCCAGCCUAGUCAGUGUUUGGAGUGGCCUGAGCACAUCAGGGAAACAAUGAGCGAGCUGGAACAGUUGCGGCAGGAAGCCGAGCAACUACGCAAUCAGAUCCGGGAUGCCAGAAAAGCCUGCAGCGACUCGACUCUGUCACAGAUCACAGCUGGUCUGGACUCAGUGGGCCGGAUACAGAUGCGGACGCGACGCACUCUCAGGGGCCACCUGGCCAAGAUCUAUGCAAUGCACUGGGGGAGUGACUCCAGGUUACUUGUCAGUGCAUCACAAGAUGGGAAGCUAAUCAUCUGGGACAGUUACACAACAAAUAAGAUGCACGCCAUCCCUCUGCGCUCUUCCUGGGUGAUGACAUGCGCCUAUGCCCCUUCUGGGAACUAUGUGGCCUGCGGAGGUUUAGACAACAUCUGCUCCAUAUACAGCCUGAAGACCCGUGAGGGCAAUGUGCGCGUCACCCGCGAGUUACCCGGACACACAGGUUAUUUGUCCUGCUGCCGUUUCUUGGAUGACAACCAGAUACUUACCAGCUCUGGAGACACCACCUGUGCAUUGUGGGACAUAGAGACAGGCCAGCAAACCACAACUUUUUCUGGCCAUACAGGCGAUGUGAUGAGCUUGUCUUUAAGCCCAGACUACAAGACUUUUGUGUCAGGAGCCUGCGAUGCCACUUCCAAGCUGUGGGACAUCCGCGAUGGCAUGUGCAGGCAAUCUUUCACUGGCCACGUGUCCGACAUCAACGCCGUCAGCUUUUUCCCCAAUGGGAAUGCCUUUGGCACGGGCUCAGAUGAUGCCACCUGCAGGCUGUUCGAUCUGCGUGCUGACCAGGAGUUGAUGAUGUACAGCCACGACAACAUCAUCUGUGGCAUCACCUCCGUGGCUUUCUCCAAGAGUGGACGCCUGCUCCUAGCCGGCUAUGAUGACUUCAACUGCAACGUCUGGGACACUCUGAAAGGCGAGCGUGCAGGUGUGUUGGCAGGCCACGACAACAGAGUGAGCUGCUUAGGAGUGACAGGCGAUGGCAUGGCUGUGGCCACCGGCUCCUGGGACAGUUUCCUCCGGAUCUGGAAUUAAACGAGCCUUUUGCCUGUUGUGCUCAAAAGCUGCCCACCAUCUUCCUCCCUGCCACCCCACCCGGCAUAUCUCAACUCAUCUUUGGGCUGGAUGGGGUGCACACUGUGUCAGCUGAACUCUUCUUAACUCACCCCCCCAGUUCUCAUCUCUGCUGGUGACCUGCCCACCUGUGAGAAAAUACCAUCUCUUACUGACUAGAUUUUUUUUUCCCCCCACCAGAGUUGUCCAGUAAAAAUAGUAAGAAAAAAAAAAGAUAAAACUGAAGGAUAAAAAAAAAAAAUAGAAGAUUUGGCCCUCACACAAAUUAUUUUCCAAAGGGCAAUAAAGAGUAUCUGUUACAAUGACUAACAUCAAGAUUGGCAUCAGUGUCUAAUACGUACACGUAUAUAUAAAGACAGUAUAUACAUAUAUAUGUAUAGCAGUGUGUGUGUGUGUGUGUGUGUGUGUAUGCAUCAUAUAUGCAUAAAUAAUGUGUAUGUAUAUAUUUUUGUAGAUUAUUUCCAGCCCUUGAGUUUUUUUUUUUUUUUUUUUUUUACAAAUAUAAUUUUUAAUAUUGUUUUAUUUUUAAUGGACAUACUCAUGUAACUACAUAAUGCAACAUGGUGGCAUAAUCCUGAAAUUAAAACAAAGCAGCCUAACUUUCAGAUCUUUCCUGUCGAUUUAGUUAAAGCCCAUCAAGCAACAAAACAGGAUCUGAUAUCUAAACCAAAAAAAUCUAAUUUGGCCCAAACUAAACUCAUCCGUCUGUAUUUCUGUGUCAUGUUACAGACAGUUGGUAUAAUUCAUAUACCUGUACCUGUAAAUGUUGCAUUCAUGUGAAUGAUGGCUGUGAUUUCUUUCUUUACAAAGAAAGGAACAAAAAAACAAUACAAACCCGAGCAUUCCACAUUCCUCACCAGUCAUUUGUUUUGGAAGGCGACUAUUUGACCGCUGUGGUUGUGAUUUAAGAGAGCUUCAAAAUCAACACUUAUUCUUUUUUUUUUUUUUUUAAAGCUUCUAGUCUGGAUCCAGCUUCAACUCCAAAGUAGAAACUGAUGAAUUGUAGGCUCAGAUAGAAAACUUUAUUGUAUUGGAGGCCCUGCCUUGGUCUCUACUGUGGACUCUGUUUUUAAAUCAUGGAUGUUCAGUAUCAGAAGACAACUUCCUCUCCAUGCAAUCAAUUGCAGUUGAUAGGACUGAUAAUGGUUUGGGGAGGUCAUUGGUUCCCUGUUUCUACAGAAUCUACACAUUUUUCCUGAAAGAUUAGACAAGGAUCACGUGCUGCCCUACAAAUGACACUGAUGUAGAGAACGGUGCGGCAAAUAGACACCUUAUCCCCGAGUGGCCCUGUAACAGCACUGAGACUUGUGGGCAUGAAAGUGAGAGCAGUCAGAGGAUCUUAAAAGGAGCUUCAUGUCAGGACCACAGAGGACAUUAGUGACUCCAUCAGCAGCUUCUGAGGACCUGAGAAAAUCUAAAGAUGGAGGGAUGACUGUCGGAGCUCACAUGCCAGUUUUGUGUUUUCCUUAAAGAAUCUGAAUUCUUUGUCAUUCACAAGGUGUGACUUGAGUGACUCCACAGAACUGAAAUCAUGUUAGCCACUCCAAAGUCACAGCAGUGCCACCACAAGCCUGUAAAAAAAAAAAAAA